Molecule: messenger RNA, 1730 nt
Organism: Megalops cyprinoides (Indo-Pacific tarpon)
Lineage: Eukaryota; Metazoa; Chordata; Actinopteri; Elopiformes; Megalopidae
Gene: mecp2
Product: methyl CpG binding protein 2
Exons: 3
Coding region: 1-1671 (556 amino acids)
Biological process (GO): negative regulation of transcription by RNA polymerase II
Cellular component (GO): heterochromatin; nucleus
Molecular function (GO): methyl-CpG binding; chromatin binding; double-stranded methylated DNA binding
Source: RefSeq, a predicted model, not a curated record
AUGGCCGCCGCAGAGAGCGGAGAGGAGAGACUUGAUGAUAAGAGUGAGGAUCAGGAACCGCAGGGCCCCAAGGACAAGACGCAGAAGCUGAAGAAGGUGAAGAGGGACAGGCGGGAUGAGGAGCAGGCGGAGCCCACCGUGUCGGCCCAGCCCCCCGCCCCGGCGCAGCAGCUGGAGGACCAGAAGCAGGCCGAGGACGCUGGCAAGGCCGAGCCCUCGGAGACGGCGGCCGGGGCGGAUCCCGCCCACCCGGAGGCCUCCGCCUCUCCCAAACAGCGGCGCUCCAUAAUCCGGGACCGCGGCCCGCUGUACGACGACCCCUCGCUGCCCCAGGGCUGGACGCGCAAGCUCAAGCAGCGCAAAUCCGGCCGCUCGGCCGGCAAGUACGACGUCUACCUGAUCAACCCAGAGGGGAAAGCCUUCCGUUCCAAAGUGGAGCUGAUUGCGUACUUCCAAAAGGUAGGAGACACCACCACUGACCCGAAUGACUUUGACUUCACGGUCACGGGGCGCGGGAGCCCGUCCCGCCGCGAAAAGAAGCCCCCCAAGAAGCCCAAGGUGGUGAAACCCUCAGGGAGGGGGAGGGGCCGCCCGAAAGGCAGCGGCAAGGUGCGGCAGGCCACCGAGGGCGUGGCCAUGAAGCGCGUGGUGGAAAAGAGCCCCGGCAAACUGCUGGUAAAGAUGCCCUUUGUGACCCCCAAGACCGAGGCGGGGGGCCCCUCGGGGCAGGCUGUAGUUGCCAAAAUGCGGCCGGGACGCAAAAGGAAGUCGGAGCAGGACCCGCAGACCGCUCCGAAAAAGCGUGGACGGAAGCCGGCGUCGGCAACCGCAGCGGCAGUGGGCAGCACUGGCGGGGCGGGGUCUAGCACCCCCUACACGGCGAGCGCCACGCUGGCCGCCGAGGCCAAGAAGAAAGCCCUGAAGGAGUCUUCCGCAAAGCCGGUGCAGGAGACUGCACUGCCCAUCAAGAAACGCAAGACGCGAGAGACCGUGGAGGAGCCGGAGGCCCCCGUCGUGGCCGCUGCUGCCCCCGAGGUGGGCACCGGGACGGGGACGGGGGCUGGGGCGGGAGCAGUGACGGGGACGAGUACUUUGGCGGGGGCGGCCGGAGCGGAGGCGGCGGAGAAGGGACAGAAGUUGCCAAAGAGCCCUGGGAGGAAGCACAAGGAGGGGCCUCCGGCCCCGGGCAGCGGGGGCAGCAGCAGCGGUAGCCCCUCCAAGAGCCACAAGAAAAAAGAGCGUUCGCAGCAGCACAAACACCACCACCACCACCAUCACCACCACCACCACCACCCGCACUCGCCCCCACACUCGCCCCCGCCCCCUCCCCCUGCCCACCAACACUCCCACAGCCAGGCCGUGCAGAGGGAGGCCCCCGGCCUGCAGGACCACGAGCCUCAGGACUUGAGCACCACCAGGCCCUGCCACGACGACAACCAGCAGCCGCCGGCCCGCCGUGAGCUUGCCCGGGCCGACAGCUGCCCGGCCAGGGAGGUGGUCACCAAGACUCAAGCGCCGUCGGUGCCCGCCGACCUGAAGGGCAAGCACCGGGUGGGCGAGGGGGUGGAGGGAAGGGAGAUGAAGGACAUUGUACCCACAUCAGCAGUGCCCAGACCCAGCCGGGAGGAGACAGUAGAGUCCCGGACACCAGUGAGUGAGAGAGUGAGCUGACUGCCGUAGCCCGGAGAGCAGGGGCUGUGCGAGGGGGUAGGGGGACGUCAGCAGAGAGA